AUGGGUGUCAUUGGUGACAAUAUCUUCACACAUGAAACCAUAUCUUCAGAGAUCAUGGAUACCUUAUUCUUCCCCUAUAUUGCUAAUGCUUUGCUGCUAUGCUCUCUGAUAAUAUUCGCAACCAUGCUCUCCCGAGGCAUGUGCAGCAGCUUGAGCAUUCAAUGCAACGAAAGAGACCGUCAUCUUCUCCUAAACUUCAAACACACUGCUUCUGAUCCAUAUGCCAUCCUCUCUACUUGGUCUGAUGAACGAGAUUGCUGUCAGUGGGAAGGAAUUCAGUGUGACAACACCACUGGUAGAGUGAUCAAGCUUAGCCUCCCAUGUUCCGCACAACCCACUGCUACUGAUUGUCAUGAAGAGGACGAAUGUCAGCGUCUUACAGGUGAUCUCCACCUAUCUUUGCUUCAGCUUGAGUUUCUAAAUUACUUGGAUUUGAGCAAUCAUGACUUCCAUACUAUUAUCCAAAAUGAUCGUGCGGAUAUCUCAAACUCUACCAACUUAUCUAUGUUUGAACGCAAAAAUUCUUCUAAUCUUCAUUAUCUUGAUUUAUCCUAUAAUGAGGAUCUUCAUUUUGAUAGUCUUGAUUGGCUUUCUCGUGUUCCCUCCUUGAAAUAUCUUAACUUUAGAGGCAUUAAUCUUCAAGGGAGAGUUGAGUGGCACCAAUUAGCAACUCUUGUUCCUUUCCUUACUGAGUUGCACUUUGAUAGUUGUCAGCUUUCAAACAUUAGUCCAUCUCUCCGUUAUGUCAAUUUUACUUCGCUUGAAGUUCUUGGCCUCGCUCAUAAUGCUUUUAGCUCUGAAUUCUUUCCAGAUUGGUUAGGCCAACUUGAACAUCUACAGUUUCUUGAUGUUAGUGAAAAUUCAUUCUCCGGUCCAAUUCCAGAUUGGCUGGGCCAACUUGAACAUCUACAGGUUCUUGAUGUUGGUGAAAAUUCCUUUUCUGGUCCAAUUCCUUCAACUUUGGGAGAUAUCUCAUCCUUGAUUUUGUUGGAUAUUAGUUCAAAUUACUUAAAUGAAAGUCUACCGGAAACUAUUGGACAGCUCUUCAACUUGGAGGCAUUAUAUUUUGAUAAUAACCGCUUGACAGGGCACGUGUCUGAAAAAGUUUUUGCCAAUCUCUCAAAUUUGAAUUAUCUUUCCAUGGGAUCACCCGGUUUGAUCUUUGACUUCGAUCCUGUAUGGGUUCCUCCUUUCCAGCUUGGAGGGCUUCAUUUGGAUCACAUGGUGGGCUCUAAACUUCCUGCAUGGAUAUAUACACAAACAUGGCUUUCGAAAUUGGUAAUUACAUACUCAACAAUUUCAUUUGAGCCUCAAAACAAGUUUUGGGACUUUGUAGCACGAGUGCCAGACAUACGCUUACAAUAUAACACAAUUCAUGGAGAGAUGUCCAACGUGUUACUAAACUCUACCGUCAUAAAUUUGAGUUCAAACAAAAUCAAAAGCAACCUCCCUCGAUUAUCACAAAAUGUUGCGAUGUUCAAUGUGUCAUAUAACUCUUUCCAAGGGCCUAUCUCUCCAUUAUUGUGUCAAAAAAUGAAUGGGACGAGCCAAUUAAAGUAUGUAGACAUGUCUGUUAAUCUUUUAUCUGGAGGGCUUACAAAUUGUUGGAUGCAUUGGAAAUCAUUGGUUUUUGUCAGGCUAGAUGACAAUAAUCUAACAGGCACAAUCCCCCCAUCAAUUGGUUUGUUGUCUAACCUUGUGGUUUUGCAUCUCAACAAAAAUAAUUUAUUUGGAGAGAUACCUUUUUCACUGGGAAAUUGCGGGAAGUUGCAAAUCCUUGAUGUAGGAGAAAAUAAAUUAUCCAGAUUCUCAACGAACUGGAUUAUACAAAAUGUGAAGAUUCUUCGACUAAGAUCUAAUCAACUAAGUGGAAAUAUACCACCCCAAAUAUGCCAAUUGGCUUCCCUUAGAAUAUUAGAUUUUGCAGACAACAACAUAUCAGGUUCAUUACCUAUUUGUCUGAAAAAUCUGACAGGUAUGACUUUCUCUAAUUCUUCAAAUAAUAGGGCUUAUAGAGUUGGCAUUAAAACUCUACGUUUGACUUGUGUACCACGUGACCGUGUUAUGGUGCAUAUAAAAGGCCAAGGAUUGAUUUAUGAUGAAAACCUGAUGUUCUUGCAUGCUAUUGAUCUAUCAAGUAAUAACAUCUCCGGAUCAAUACCUCCAGAAAUGUUUAGCCUCGCUGGAUUACAAUCUUUGAACUUUUCUCAUAAUCAACUUGAGGGAAACAUACCAAAUGAGAUCAGCAACCUAAACAACUUGGAGUCCCUUGAUCUCUCAAGCAAUCAACUUUCGGGUGAAAUUCCUCAAGGCAUGGCUAAAUUAUCUUUUCUGGGAACCUUGAACCUCUCCUUCAAUAAUUUCACCGGGAAGAUUCCAUCAGGAACUCAACUUCAAGGGUUUGAUGCACAAAGCUAUAUUGGGAAUUAUGAAUUAUGUGGGGCUCCACUUCCAAAGAACUGCACGAAACAAGAUGACGAACCCGUUGAAGGAAAUGACAAUCAAAAAGAUGAAUUUCUAUCUUCAUUCUACUUUGGGUUGGGGAUUGGAUUUGCAACAACUUUUUGGGGAGUCUGUGUUGCCAUUUUCUUCAACAGAAAUUUCAGGCAUUCUUACUUCAGAUUCCUCUAUCACAUCAAAGACAAACUUUAUGUCACACUGGUCCUCAGGAUGAACCAUUUCCGUCAUUGA
Neltuma alba is the source of this 2691-nucleotide messenger RNA. RefSeq names its product receptor-like protein EIX2. Gene Ontology annotation, molecular function: protein binding. Bases 1 to 2691 code for a protein of 896 amino acids. Lineage: Eukaryota; Viridiplantae; Streptophyta; Magnoliopsida; Fabales; Fabaceae. The transcript has a single exon. The record is from RefSeq and is a predicted model, not a curated record.